Molecule: messenger RNA, 1316 nt
Organism: Onychostoma macrolepis
Lineage: Eukaryota; Metazoa; Chordata; Actinopteri; Cypriniformes; Cyprinidae
Gene: ppp1r27b
Product: protein phosphatase 1, regulatory subunit 27b
Exons: 3
Coding region: 323-829 (168 amino acids)
Molecular function (GO): phosphatase binding
Source: RefSeq, a predicted model, not a curated record
GGUGUGACUCCAGAUCACAUCCACUCGUCUUCCAAUUCAGUCAUCUGAGCUAUGAGACGACAGUCUCUUAAUAUAGUCUAGUGGGGGGUAUAUAUAGGGUACACAUAGAGCCCUGACUUCAGAUCAACUUCUGAACGACUGUCUAGGAAGGUGCUCUACAUCAAGACAGGAACAAACAACCAGACAGACUGAGAAUCUGCAGUCAUCAAGACUUCUGGAAAAGAAGAAAUUCUGAAGACCUCUGAUUGUGCUGAACCUUUUAGCCACAUUGAGAAUUAGUGGAGAAUUUCUCAUCCAAUCUUUGGAACAAGAACAUUAAAGAAUGAUGAAGUACUAUCAGUGUCCAGUCACCCAGACCAUGCGCUAUGAGGGGUGCAAUCCAAAUGCCACUAGACCAGUGUCAUGCUUUCAUUCACAGCCUUCUAUCAAACCUGUUCGCAAUGUUCACUUUCCCAACGACAUAGUCUUUCAGGAUUAUGUCCGUCAAGGAGAGCUGGAGAGAAUUGGACGCUUCAUUAGAACCAGAAGAGUGAGUCUGGACACCAUCUACCAUUCAGGCAUGGCAGCCAUUCAUGAAGCAGUCCUAUCUGGAAACCUGGAGUGUGUGAAGCUUCUGGUAAAAUUUGGGGCUGACAUCACCCAGAGGGAUGAGGAUGGAUGGACUCCCCUCCAUAUGGCAUGUAGUGAUGGCUUUCCAGAAAUAGCUAAGUACUUGCUUUCUUUGGGUGCAGACACUGAAGCUGAAAAUGACUGUGGGGAGAAGCCUGCUGACCUUAUUGACCCAGACAGCAAAGAGCUGCUUGAACUCUUCAGGGUCGGUGGUGCCUGAACUUGCCUGACACUGAAGUUCUGAUUGCUCUCAUCUGUUAUAGCAGUUGCCACAUUAAAAGGAUGAAACCAGUAAAGGAGUGGAACAGCCAUUAUGUAUGCAGUGGAGCUGGUAGUUGAGACACCUUGACAGAGUGUCUGGUUAUAAUUAUCUGGUCCCGUGCAUUUGGACCAAAUACAGUGAUUAGGAUGUGAGUUGCACUUGCCUCCACAAGAAGGAACUGUUCCAAUGUAGAUGAUGUUCUUGCUGUAAGCAAAUGACAGUCACAACAGCUUUUCUGUCAAUGUGUUCUAGUUAACGCUUUCUGUUUUAAAACAUGAUUUUUAAGUAGCAGAUCAAUGCAGUAAAGUGAGAGUUUAAUAAAUAGCUCACUGUGAUUGUAUGUGAUUUUUUUAUUAUUUAUUUUUUAUAAAAAAUGAAAUUGUACAGAAAGUCUUAAUUUUAUAUAUGUAUGGAUUAAAUGUUUUUAUACCUAAAUAUACAUAAA